CCCUAAAAGUAUCUACUUUGUAUUUCCUUCUGAAUUCAGUUCUCGCAUCCUCUAUUUCUUUUUGCCCUAAUCUUUCCGGUCAAAUCCCGGCGAAAAAAGUCAGUUUUCCAGUGACCCACCCUUCUUGAUUCAAAUCCAAUGGAGACCCCAUCAUCAGUCGGAAGAGUCACAAGGUCACAGGCCUCGGCUGCUUUAAACAGCGACAACAACAACAGCAGCAUUCCCCUCUCAAGGAAGACUGAAGAUUCUGGAAAGGUUCUCUCAAAAUCGAGGCAAAGAAAUGCGAAACAACAGCAAGAUCGGUCUGUGCUGAUCGAUAUAACGAAUGAUUCUCCGAUAGUUGGGCUUGCGAUGGGGAGUUUGGAGACCCCAUCAUCGGCCAUAGCCAAGCAAAGGAGCAGUCGAGCCAAGAAUAAGACUCCUGGGUCCGGAGAGGCCUUGCUAAGGGGUCAAGUCAAGACCCUCCUGCAGAGAGUGGAAGAGGAGGCCGAGCUUUCGAAGCUCUCACUAGAAAGCCGUACUGUUCUUCAUCUCCAAGGGUUUGUCAACUCACCGACAGGACUUCUUGCCCCAACCCCGGCGAACACACCCCAGCUCUCGAAUCUUUCCGGCAACAUCAAUGGUGGUUUGGCUUCGGUGGUGCCUUCUCCAGUUGUUGAAGAACAAUUGAUUUCUCAGGUGGUCAGUAACAUCUUCGAUGGAAAGAAGCUGGAUUUUUCUGAGAAAUCCGAAAGCUCUGAAUCAUCAGUCUCCUCUGUGCUGACUUACCAAGUACGAGAAGGAGGGAGUUAUUCCAAAGAGAAGUCGUCUGCUGAAGAUGAUGAUGCUUCUGUUUGGUCUAUCCAGGUUAAUGCAAGCACCCGUGACGAAGACGAGGAAGAAGUAAUUGAAGGAGGAGGAGAAGAAGAAGACUACUAUGAUGAAGGCGGCGAUGAAAUUGAAGAAGAGGAGGAUGAUGGAGGAUUGGUUGAUGAACUGUGUGAGGGCAUUGGCAAGAUUUUUGUGGAUGAGAAGAGAGAGGCUCCCAAGUUUGCUGGAAAGCACACAAGGUUUGUUUACGACAGUGAUGAUGAGCUUGUUGGAGCAGAAGAGGAGGGCGCAGAGAGUGAGGGUUCUGGCGGCAUUUCGCCGAGUGUCUUGCGCUUGAAGGGCUUGCCCACACCAAAAGGGAAGCAUCUGCGUUUUCCUGUGCAGGAAGAAGAGAACUGAAGUUCUUCUAAUUGAUGAUGUUUGGUUGUCUCUCUUGACACCACCAUCUUUGGGAAAUUUUUCUAGCUUUUGUUCUUUUCUUUUCGUUUUGGGAUUUGGGUGGGUAAAAAGUUCACUACGAAAGUGACUGACAGAGAAGCUUUUCCUGGCCACUUUAUGGUCGAAUGUUCAAAUAAUUGAAUGAAUGACAAGAAACUUUACUGCUUCCUAUA
Messenger RNA from Corylus avellana, 1421 nucleotides. RefSeq lists its product as uncharacterized. The record is from RefSeq and is a predicted model, not a curated record. Lineage: Eukaryota; Viridiplantae; Streptophyta; Magnoliopsida; Fagales; Betulaceae.